This is a messenger RNA of Knipowitschia caucasica, 243 nucleotides long. NCBI's taxonomy places the organism in Eukaryota, Metazoa, Chordata, Actinopteri, Gobiiformes, Gobiidae. The record is from the annotation of a GenBank genome assembly.
AUGGACCCAAAGGUGUUGGACCAGUUCAAUGAUGCACUCGGCCGCUUAAAAGCAAAAGAGUUCUUCCAGUCCGACUGGGACAUCGCCUCGUGUGCCGUCUUCUUCAUCUUCAUCGGAAUGGUCCUGCUGCUCUUCAUUCUGGUGCUGAUCCGCUGCUGUUGCUGCUGUGAUGACAAAGGGUCCAAGAUGGCGGCGCUGCGGCUCGGUCACGGGUGCGUUUGUUGCAAUGGGAUGUUCUGUUGA